Dovyalis caffra is the source of this 861-nucleotide messenger RNA. The record is from the annotation of a GenBank genome assembly. Lineage: Eukaryota; Viridiplantae; Streptophyta; Magnoliopsida; Malpighiales; Salicaceae.
AUGUUCGUAAACCUACAAUCCCAUGCCUUUGCAGGCAAUCCUCUAAGGUUUAAAACCCCCAAACCACACGACCCUUUAUCCCCUGCCUUAGCCCUUGAAACCCUCAAAGCUCAACUUUUGGACGAUAUCCACCAACCAUUUUCUCUUAAUUUCAAGGUUCUACCCUAUAGGAAGGGAAGCCCUUUGGCAUCCUCAACUAGUACCGAUGGUGAUUUGGGGCCCAAGUGGCAUCUGGGUUGGAUCACUUUGGCUGAUUGUAAAGCUUUAUUUUCUGCUUCUGGGGUUGAAUUGACCGGAGACAGUAUGGUUUAUCUGGGUUCAAGCUCUGAACAGGAUGUUGUUUAUUGGGCAAUUGAUGUCUCUGGUGAAAAUAGUUUGGCCACUGAAUUUGUUAGCAAGCAGUUUUGCUUCGUUGAGUUAAGAACACUUAUGGUGGCUACAGAUUGGGCUGAUGAGCGGGCCAUGGCUGAUUUGGCUGUUGCUGGUCAUGCCAGAGCAUUGAUGGAGUGGCAUAACAUCUCGCGUUUUUGUGGAUCUUGUGGAGAGAAAACUGUCCCCAUGGAAUCUGGGAGGCGGAAACAAUGUUCAAAUGAGUUGUGCAGAAGGAAAUUUUAUCCUCGUGUGGAUCCGGUUGUCAUCAUGUUAGUUAUUGACCGAGAAAAUGAUCGUGCCCUUUUAGGCAGACAGUCCAGAUUUGUACCCCGAAUGUGGAGUUGCUUAGCUGGUUUCCUAGAGCCUGGAGAAAGCUUAGAAGAGGCAGUGAGGAGAGAAACAUGGGAAGAGACUGCCAUUGAAGUAGGAGAAGUUAUGUAUCAUAGCUCGCAGCCAUGGCCUGGUAUCACCUUUACUACUCUUGUUUGA